AUGGACGACUCCUUCCUCCCAAAGCGUCUUAUAGGCUUCCAGGACUUGCCGAACGUACCAGACUCGGAGGAGCCAUCGCUUCCCGGGUCGAACGCCCCAAGCCUGUUGCCACCCACUGGAACGCACAGUGGGGUGCUUACCGGAUGCCUGAAGCCCCCCUCGGCCGAGCCCCGACCUCCGUCUUCCCUGGGUCCACAAACCCUCGGCCCGGCGCCCACGAGCGAUGUGGGGCCCUCCGUCUCCGGAGAUUUCCGGAACGUGCUGGAAAAGGUGGUCCAGCAGCAUCUGCAAGAUAUGGCGGACCUCGAGAACAGGGUGCGGAUGGCCAUGGAAGUGGAGCAUCACCGGUCUCUCUCCUCGGAGUCCAACGACGAUGACAACGAGGGGCUCAAGAGCCCGGAGGGACUGAGUACACCCUCUGCCGCCGUGCGGCCGCGGAGGAUGUCCACAGGGAUGAUGGUUGACGAUCUGCCCACUCGUGAAAGCAGCAAGAAAAGCAAGCUGGGCCGAUCAGCGACGACCGCCCUCUUCGCUCAGAUGAAGAAGCCCCGACAGCAGUUGCAGGCCAGUGAGGUCCUGGAUGCUUGGGAGCAUCAGGAGGCGAAGGUGGAGGAGCUCUUCAAGGUAGAUCCCCUGCAAGAGCCCGAGGUCAUCCACGACAACUUCAUGAUCGUCAAAGAGACGGAGACAGCCGACAGGCUAAUCGACCCGACGCGCCUGCAGAGGUUUCAGGUGUUUCUGCAAUCCAGCAAGUUCGACAUGGUGAUCGCGACCGUGGUCUUCGUGAACGUUCUCUGGAUGGCACUGAAGCUCCAGGUGGACGGUUCAAUCUCUGGCUGGCAGAUCGGUAUCUUCAAACGGCCCCUGCUGGACCCCCAACAAGGGGGUGAGUGGUGGCUGACCUUUACCCAGGUCGGCGAUGUCAUCUUCACAGGCCUCUUCUUUAUGGAUGUUGGCAUCCGCAUCGCUGUGCUCGGGCUGGCGUUCUGGAAGGUUUGGUUGAACUACGUCGACGUCCUGGUGACGAUUGUCUCCUUGAUGGAGGUGAUGACGUACUACGCGGUGCCCUUUCCGAUCAACCCGGCACUCUUCCGGCUGCUGCGCAUCGGCAAGCUCGCGCGGGCGCUGCGCAUGCUGCCCGUGACCAACGCGCUGGCGUCCCUGCAGCUCCUUGUGAAGGGUCUUUCUGCCAGCAGGGGUAUGCUCUUCUGGAGCUUCUGCCUGCUGACCUUCCUGCAGUGUGUUGCUGGUAUGGUCGUCUCUACGCUGGUCCGCGAUUUCAUUACGGACGACACCCAUCCCGAUUUCAACCGCGAGGAGGUCUUCCGCUACUACGGUACCUUCACACGGACCUUCCUCAGCAUGUUUGAAAUAUUGUUUGCGAACUGGGGACCUCCCUGUCGCGUUCUCGUGGAGUACGUUGGCGAGUAUUACUCGAUCUUCUUCCUGCUGUACCGCUGCGUCUUGGGCUUCGCCGUCAUCAAUGUGGUCAACGCCAUCUUCGUGCAACAGACCCUGAAGACAGCCAGCUCCGACGACGAGCUGGCUUUCAAGAACAAGGAGAAGGAUAUUGCCCUGUACGCGAACAAGGUGAAGAAGCUGUUCCAGACCAUGGACUUCUCGGGCGACGGUGCGAUCAACCUGGAGGAGUUCUCCAAGCUCGUCAAGUCCCCGAAGCUGAAGUUCUGGAUGAGCCAGCUGGAGCUCGAGUAUCACGAUCUGCUCAGCCUCUUCGAGUUCUUGGACAAUGGGGACGGCGAAAUUACGCUGACCGAAUUCAUCGAGGGUGCCGCUCGCCUCCGGGGUGGCGCGAAGGCCCUGGACAUCUGGCGAAUGGAGACGAAGCUGGAGGUCCUCUUCGAGGAGGUGCUCACGAUCUUGAACUUCAUCAAAGGAGGUGCAAUGGUUCCGAACGACCCCUCCAUAUCGGUGGUGCAGGACGUCUUCAACAACUCCUUGUUUAAGCACAUCCAGAGCACAGCUCGGGGUCGACAGCGCUCUGCGGAAUAA
Molecule: messenger RNA, 2010 nt
Organism: Symbiodinium sp. CCMP2456
Lineage: Eukaryota; Dinophyceae; Suessiales; Symbiodiniaceae
Source: the annotation of a GenBank genome assembly